UGGCGCGUGCGCGCCGGAAGUGGCGGCCGGCCUUUCCGGUGUGCGGCGUGAGGGCGGCGGAGGCGAUGCCGACCGGGGACUACGAUUCCAAGCCCAGCUGGGCCGACCAGGUGGAGGAGGAGGGAGGAGAAGAUGACAAGGUGAUCACCAGCGAGCUGCUCAAGGACCUGCCCCUGCCCGGGGUCCUGGGCGGCCCCUCCAGCGCCGAGGCCGAGCUGCUCAAGGGAGGGCCCCUCCCGUCCCCCAAGGAGGUCGUCAAUGGCAACAUCAAAACCAUCACCGAGUACCGCGAGGAGGAGGACGGGCGCAAGGUCAAGAUCAUCCGAACGUUCCGCAUCGAGACCCGGAAAGCCUCGAAGGCCGUGGCCCGGCGCAAGAACUGGAAGAAGUUCGGGAAUUCAGAGUUCGACGCCCCCGGGCCCAACGUGGCCACGACGACCGUGAGCGACGACGUCUUCAUGACCUUCAUCACCAGCAAGGAGGACCUCAACUGCCAGGAGGAGGAGGACCCCAUGAACAAGCUCAAGGGCCAGAAGAUCGUGUCCUGCCGCAUCUGCAAGGGCGACCACUGGACCACGCGCUGCCCCUACAAGGACACGCUGGGCCCCAUGCAGAAGGAGCUGGCCGAGCAGCUGGGGCUGUCCACGGGGGAAAAGGAGAAGAUUCCCGGGGAGCCGGAGCCGGUGGCCGCCCAGGUGAGCAAGACGGGCAAGUACGUCCCGCCCAGCCUGAGGGACGGGGCCAGCCGGCGCGGGGAGUCCAUGCAGCCCAACCGCCGCGCCGAUGACAACGCCACCAUCCGCGUCACCAACCUGUCCGAGGACACGCGCGAGACCGACCUGCAGGAGCUCUUCCGGCCCUUCGGCUCCAUCUCCCGCAUUUACCUGGCCAAGGACAAGACCACCGGCCAGUCCAAGGGUUUCGCCUUCAUCAGCUUCCACCGGCGCGAGGACGCGGCCAGGGCCAUCGCGGGAGUGUCCGGCUUCGGCUACGACCACCUCAUCCUCAACGUGGAGUGGGCCAAACCCUCCACCAACUGAGCCGCUCCCAGUUUGCUCCAGCUGGAUCCCAGUGGAUCCCAGUUUGUUCCAGUUGGCUCCCAGUUCAAUAAAGCCCCAGGUUCUGGUCACCGCC
Molecule: messenger RNA, 1134 nt
Organism: Corvus hawaiiensis (hawaiian crow)
Lineage: Eukaryota; Metazoa; Chordata; Aves; Passeriformes; Corvidae
Gene: EIF3G
Product: eukaryotic translation initiation factor 3 subunit G
Exons: 11
Coding region: 66-1040 (324 amino acids)
Cellular component (GO): cytoplasm; eukaryotic translation initiation factor 3 complex
Molecular function (GO): translation initiation factor activity; RNA binding
Source: RefSeq, a predicted model, not a curated record